This is a messenger RNA of Brassica napus (rape), 633 nucleotides long. RefSeq lists its product as uncharacterized. NCBI's taxonomy places the organism in Eukaryota, Viridiplantae, Streptophyta, Magnoliopsida, Brassicales, Brassicaceae. The transcript is spliced from 3 exons. The coding region runs from base 1 to 633 and encodes 210 amino acids. The record is from RefSeq and is a predicted model, not a curated record.
AUGUCUUACAAGAUGUUACCACAGUACUUGCACGUACUGAAAUUAGCAAAUCCUGGAACAAUCACGGAUAUUAAAACCGAACUUGAUAAAGAAGGAAAAUCGAGGUUCCUGUAUGCAUUCAUGUCACUGAAGGCUUGUAUCGAUGGGUGGCAACAUUUGCGUAAGGUCCUUGUGGUGGACGGAACCCACAUGUUUGCGAAAUACAAACGGGUAUUGCUUAGUGGUAGCGGGCAAGACGCAGACCGCCGCAUAUUCCUUAUUGCUUUCGCAGUAGUGGAUAGCAAGAACUCAGAUUCUUGGAAGUGGUUCUUCGAAAGAUGCGCUGCUAUAUUUGCAGCUAAAGAUAAAUGGUAUCAAUUUGCACACCAUGGUAUUUGUCUUGUACACCUUAAGCGUAACGUGGGCGAUAAGUACAAAGGACUGCAGCAGAAGCAGAUGCUUACGGAUUGGAGAUGUUGGGAUUACUUGGAGAAAAUCGAUAAAAAGUUAUGGACACGUUCACAUUUCGAAGAAAAUAGGUAUAACUUGAUGAGUUCAAAUAUAGCUGAAUCGUUGAAUAAAGCACUACUGCCAGCGCGUGAUAGCCGUAUCAUGGCACUGCUGGAGUUUAUAACGCGGAUGUUGAGCAGAUGA